Messenger RNA from Spodoptera frugiperda (fall armyworm), 2949 nucleotides. Its product is annotated as ATP-dependent DNA helicase PIF1-like. Lineage: Eukaryota; Metazoa; Arthropoda; Insecta; Lepidoptera; Noctuidae. Gene Ontology annotation, biological process: telomere maintenance; DNA repair. Bases 605 to 1684 code for a protein of 359 amino acids. The transcript is spliced from 2 exons. Gene Ontology annotation, molecular function: DNA helicase activity. The record is from RefSeq and is a predicted model, not a curated record.
GUCUCCUGUUUCUCUCACUCCCUCCACAGUUGUCGGCCAUCAUUAAUGUUUAUGUGUGUUUAUGCAUCAAACUUAGUAGUGACGUUUACUGUCAGUGUAUCUCUCAUUAUUAAUUAUAAAUAAUACUAAUAAUAACUCUCUUAAAUUAAUUAUACAAUUAAUUAAUUAAUAAUAUCUGUUAUUAUUAAUUAUAACCUAAAAAUAUUCAACACGUGUCAGGGGUCCCUACCAACAACGACUUUUGUGUUGUUGUAAGUAUAUUUAUUUUUAUACUCAAAUUGUUGUUAAUAACAAUAUAAUUACGAUGUUUUUCAUUCUUAAGUAAUUUUGUUAGUUCUAAUUAUGUGUAUUUUGUACAGCGAACAAUGCCACGAAAACGCAAAGGCGCUGAUUUGAGCCGUAAUACAAGUAAAACCAGAAGCAAGAGAAAUUUAAGAUCCGAAAGAUCUGAAGAAGAAAUCCGUUGAAGCAUCGCAUUGGCCGUUGCAUCGUCAGGCAUUGCUGCAACUUUAUUGGAUGGAGGCAGAACAGCUCAUUCAAUAUUUAAACUGCCAUUAAAUAUUCAAAAUAACCCUGACGGAGUGUGCAACAUAAAAAAUCGUCCAUGGCCACCGUGCUGAAACAAUGUAAAAUUAUCAUCUGGGAUGAAUGUACUAUGGCGCACAAACAUUCACUUGAGGCGUUGAACAGGACGUUAAAAGAUAUCAAAAACAACGACAAACUAUUUGGCGGCACUCUGUUAGUCCUUUCAGGUGAUUUCAGGCAAACACUUCCUGUCAUUCCACGUUCAACAUACGCUGAUGAGAUUAAUGCUUGCUUAAAAUCAUCUACACUGUGGCGUAAUGUUGAAAAAGUACAGCUGAAAGUAAAUAUGCGCGUUCAAAUGCUUCAAGAUCCAUCCGCUGAAACAUUCUCAAAACAACUUCUAGAUAUCGGUGAUGGAAAAGUAACUAUAGAUGAGACUGGAUGCGUAAAAUUACCGACAGAUUUUUGCACAAUCGUUGACUCACAAGACACUCUCAUUAAUAAAAUAUUUCCCGAUGUACACAUACAGUACUUAAAUCAUGAGUGGCUUGCAGAAAGAGCAAUUUUAGCGGCAAAAAAUGUAGACGUUGACAAUUUGAAUCUGAAGUUACAACAGUUAUUGCCAGGGAACUUGGAAUCAUAUAAAUCUAUUGACACAGUUUGCGAUGCGAGCGAAUCUGUAAAUUUUCCGACAGAGUUUUUGAACUCACUGGAUUUGCCAGGUGUGCCACCGCAUAAUUUACAAUUAAAGGUUGGAUCUCCGAUUAUCUUGCUUCGCAAUUUGAACCCGCCACGGCUGUGCAACGGUACGCGAUUGGUCAUUCGAAAAUUAAUGAAGAACGUCAUCGAAGCUAGCAUUUUAAGUGGAAAGUUCCGAGGUGAAAACAUAUUAAUACCACGGAUUCCUAUAAUACCUACGGAUGUGCCAAUUCAAUUAAAACGUGUUCAGCUUCCAGUUCGAUUGGCAUUUGCCAUGACCAUCAAUAAAUCCCAAGGCCAAACGAUGUCGGUUUGUGGUUUAGAUUUAAGCACGCCAUGUUUUUCACACGGACAAUUAUACGUAGCAUGCUCACGAGUGGGUAAACCAUCAAGUUUGUUUGUGUUAGCUAAAGAUGGGCUAACAAAAAAUAUUGUUCACGCUGUAGCAUUAAGAGACUGAUAUUUUUUGAUAGUGUUACCGUUCUUAUCGAAUAAUGAUACGUAUAUAUAUAUUACAGAAAUAAAUUAUGAUGAAUUAUUAAUAAAUAUAGUGCUUGGCGUUUGUUAUUUCUAUAUUCCCUUAUCGUUCACAGCAUUACACACCUAUUUCGUGCAUAUACCACAUCCUUACACACUUUAAAAUAGGUUAGUUAUUUUCUGUCGGCACUAGAAAGUACAUAGAAAUUGUUUAUAUGGCAAAACAACGUUUGCCGGGUCAGCUAGUACUUAUAUAAAGACAAUAUAAUUCACGCGACAUAUAUCGACGCACACAUUAGAACAAGCGCGGUUGUCACUAGCACAUGCUUGACUGUCUUCGACACAGCUUUGUAUAUUUACGUAACCAUUUGCACAUACUGACUAGGUAAGUCUCAAUGCGCCCAAAUGCGGGCACGACUUCUGAGACAUGAAACAUUUCACACAUCCAUACAUUGUGUUUGUAUUUAUACUCCUUUAUGGAGAAAUACUACCGACUGCAGUAUUUUGGAACUUUAGCUGCUAACAGCUGAUCAUGCGAAAGCACGCGCAAAAUAUUUUUCUAGAUAUAGACAUUUACAAGCUUCUCUUUUAUUUAACCCGUUGAUGAGAUGCUAACCAAUAAAGUUUCUUGACGGUUGUCUUCAAUACAACACCCACGAAUCGUUUAAUGUAAACACGAAGGAAACAUUUUGUAAGCAGCAGUCGGGAAAUACUCCAUAGUGUGGUCUAAUGCCAUGCAACAUGUACAUUGUAUAUAGCGGACCAAUAGCUGCGUUAUACUGUCGCGUAGAACGAUACAUAGUACAUCAAGUAGAGACAUUGUUGUCUGGUUGAGAAAUCGCUUACAGAACGAUCUGGAUCUGGAACGAUUGGAUGUAUACAGAGUACAAUAUAGUUUCUUGACGGUUGUCUUCGAUACAAGACUGAUAAAUACUUCUUAUUAUGUAAACACAGAAUGCAUGUGUGCCUUACCUUAAGGCAUUUGGAGACAUUUACAAUUUCAAUAUUGAUUUAGAACAAUCGAUGUGAAUAUUAUCGAGCGCCUAAAUGUACAGAUACAGAUCCCUCCAUAGACAAGGAAUGUUUCAAUAUUUAAUCCUAAAUUCUUUAUCCAAUAGAUAAUCAGAUUGUAGUUCCACAUAGGACGACACUUUAAUAACAUUUAAAGUGCGGUGACAGUACACAUCGCCUCCUGUGUGGAGUCAAAUGUUAAUACAUUCAUAUUGGAAUACAAACGAUUCAAUGUGA